Bactrocera neohumeralis is the source of this 468-nucleotide messenger RNA. Its product is annotated as probable serine/threonine-protein kinase roco8. The transcript is spliced from 3 exons. The record is from RefSeq and is a predicted model, not a curated record. Lineage: Eukaryota; Metazoa; Arthropoda; Insecta; Diptera; Tephritidae. The coding region runs from base 1 to 468 and encodes 155 amino acids.
AUGUCUGAGGAACAUGAUAAUGAUGAUGAUGUUGUGUCUGGUGUGCCAUCGGCUGCGUUGUUUGCAAAAGACAGCCUCACCACGAAUUACCUGACGUUCUCUUCGUCGCGGCGGUCAACUGUAGUCGCAACAAGUGGUGGUAAAACACCAGCCGCCAGCACUACAGCGCUCGCCACAUCAGCAGGAUCUGUUUCUGCUUCAUCGAGUGUUUCGUCGUCCUCGUCAGCGCUUGGAUUGCUGAGUUCGAGUUUCGUCGCCACAUUCUCAAAUCCCUUCAGUAGCAGUAGUAGUAGUAAUAACAGUAAUAACAAUAGUAAUAGUAACAACACUGCCGCCUACGCGAACAUAGAAGACCCGGCAUUAAUAAGAGGAGCAGCAAACUCUGCUUUGCCGCCAACAUCGUACUACACAAAACCGCAACAACAGCAGCAACAACAACAACAACAACAAACACACGCCAAACAGUAG